Molecule: messenger RNA, 1157 nt
Organism: Tribolium madens (black flour beetle)
Lineage: Eukaryota; Metazoa; Arthropoda; Insecta; Coleoptera; Tenebrionidae
Product: serine protease snake-like
Exons: 6
Coding region: 61-1119 (352 amino acids)
Biological process (GO): proteolysis
Molecular function (GO): serine-type endopeptidase activity
Source: RefSeq, a predicted model, not a curated record
AAUGAAUCAAAAUAAAAUUCUGACGCAAUGAAUUAGUUUAGUUUCCAAGAAGAAAUAACAAUGAAUUGGUUAAUUUUUGUGUUUCCAGUUUUUGGAAUUUGUGUUGCUUUCAAUUUUGAAGGUGAUACUUGUUUCACUAAUGUUGUUAAUAAAACACUACUUAGGGGGCAAUGCAUUGAUAUAAACAAUUGUGACUUUGCUAAAGAAUUGUUACGUCAAGGGAAACGUCCCCAGAAUUGUGGUGUUAGUGGAAAUUCAAUAAUAGUUUGUUGUCCAACAUCACAAAAAAUAAUCCAACGUUUGAAGAAAACAAAGAGUGAAGAAAAAUGUGAGGAGUAUAACGAUAAGAGGAACUUGUCUCCUGGGAUUGUUGGAGGAGUGGAAGCUAAACCGAAAGAAUUUCCCCAUAUGACAGCGAUUGGGUUUGGUAGUGCUAAAAAUAUUGAAUGGUUGUGUGGUGGAAGUUUGAUAAGUGAAAAAUUCGUUCUAACAGCAGCACAUUGCAUCACCUCCCAAAAUGGGGUCCCAAAAUGGGUGAGAGUCGGCGAUUUGAACCUAAAAAACACCACCGAUGAUGCAAAACCGCAGGAAAUUAAAAUCGAGGAGAGUUUUAAACACCCCAAUUACAACUCAAGGUUCCACUACCACGACAUUGCUUUACUCAAAUUAAAAUCCCCGGUUAAAUUUGGACUAUACUCCAAACCAGCAUGUUUACACACCAAAACUAGGGUUUUUAGUGAACAAUUACAGGCAAUUGGUUGGGGGAAAACCGAUUUUUUUGGUGAUACUAGCAGUGAUUUGUUGAAAGUUUUUCUCAAGGAGGUGAAAUUCGGAAAAUGUGCCCGAAUCUACUCUCCAAAUUCGAGUAGAAAACUACCACGGGGUUUGGUUGAUGAAAUACAGAUUUGUGCAGGGGGGAUUGGGAAAGACACGUGUCAAGGUGAUUCCGGCGGACCGCUUCAUUUUUUGAAAAAGGGAUCUGGGUUUCUUACUGAUCAUUUUGUUAUUGUUGGGAUUACGUCGUUUGGAAAAGCCUGUGGGAUGGAAAAUAGUGCAGGGGUUUAUACAAGAGUGUCGACGUAUCGUUCGUGGAUUGAGAGUAUUGUAUGGCCUGAGUGAGGGUUUUAUUUAAUAAAAAUAAAAAUUUUUCAAACUGA